AUGAGAACUACCAUUACUUUUGCUCUUUACGCCAUCUCCGCUUCUGCCAUUAUCGUCUCUGCUGCUCCUGUCGUCCCUAACUCCUUUGGGGGUGUAGUGGUCGCAAGAGAUGGUGGUUCGGCAUAUACCGGUGCAGGAGGAUCUGCCGUUGGUGGCUCUCUUGCUGAAAACAAUUCUGCCCAACAGGGUGGUUUGGCAGGUGGAGAUGACAUCCUUGGAGUCGCCUCUGGUAAUGCAGGAGAUGGAGGUAAAGCCACUUCUGGUACUGCCUUGGGAGGUACCGGAGCUACUACUGUGUCCUACGUUAAUGGUCAGCCGGUCGUUAGCACUUCCAAUGGUGGUAGUGCCUAUUCAGGUGUAGGUGGAAAUACCAAUGGUGGUAACAUCAACCAAAAUAACAAUGCUGGACCUUACACUCCAUACUACUCUAAUGGUAGAUGGUACUACGAUUACGAUAACACCGCUGCUGCUGGUAACCUCGAUGCGUUGAAUGUCGCAAGUGGAAAUGCCGGUGAUGGUGGUGACGCUUCUUCUGGUGCUGCCAUCGGUGGAUCAGCCUCUCCUGUUGGAGCUUACGGUUGGCCAGUAAAUGGUCAUACUAGAUACUACUAA
Kwoniella botswanensis is the source of this 612-nucleotide messenger RNA. RefSeq lists its product as uncharacterized. Bases 1 to 612 code for a protein of 203 amino acids. The transcript has 4 exons. NCBI's taxonomy places the organism in Eukaryota, Fungi, Basidiomycota, Tremellomycetes, Tremellales, Cryptococcaceae. The record is from RefSeq and is a predicted model, not a curated record.